AUGGCGACUUGGGAGGAGUAUUUGGCGACUCAGCAGGCCAACGAUGGAGUCCAAUUCACGUGGAACAUGUGGCCACACAGCAGAGUUGAUGCCCAACGUCUCGUUGUCCCGUUGACGUGCUUUUUCACUCCGUUGAAGGAACGCCCGUUGACAGAAGUCACACAGCCGCCACUCGAAUAUGAUCCAGUCUUGUGUCAAAAAGCCAGUUGCAAAGCGAUUUUGAACCCACUUUGCGCUGUCGAUUUCCGCGCCAAAAUUUGGAUGUGUCCGUUUUGCAACAAUCGCAACCCGUUUCCAGCUCACUACGCGGCGAUUGCAGAAGACAAUCGGCCGCCGGAGCUCUAUCCGCAAUUCACAACGAUUGAGUACACCUUGCGGAAAGCCACCACAAUGCCACCAAUCUUUGUAUUCGUCGUCGACACGUGUAUGACACAGGAAGAGUUAAAAUCAUUGAAGGAGUGCCUUCAAACAGCUCUUUCUCUUCUCCCAGCCGAUGCUCUCGUCGGAUUGAUCACUUUUGGAAGAAUGGUUCAGUUGCAUGAGUUGAAUACUCAAGGCAUUUCCAGAAGCUAUGUCUUCAAGGGAACCAAAGAAGUGACCGCGAAACAAAUCAAGGAUGUUCUGGCCACCGGAAUGGCUCGUCCAAUGGCUCCAGGGGCUGGUGCAGCCCCAGGAGCUCCGGGAGCACCAAUGGCUCCGAUGGGCGGAGCGCCACUUGGAGGACCAGGACCAGUCGGAGCACCACGUGGACCACCUGGACCAGGUGCGCCAGGAGCUCAACCACAAGGACCAGUACAACAUGCUCCUGCAAACAAGUUCUUGCAGCCAAUUAGUGAAUGCGACGAUUCAAUCAACGACCUAAUCGAUCAAAUCAGUGUCGACCGUUGGCCAAUUCCACAAGGACACCGUCCACUCAGAGCCACUGGAGCAGCGCUCGCCGUCGCUGUCACACUUCUCGAGUCAUGUUUCCCAAGCACCGGUGGACGUAUCAUGUCAUUCAUCGGAGGCGCUUGUACUCAUGGACCGGGAGCUGUUGUUGGAGAAGAACUCAAAAAUCCGAUCCGCUCAUGGAACUCAAUUAAGGAAGACAACGCUCCAUUCAUGAAGAAGGCCAACAAGUUCUAUGAUGGCCUCGCUGCGCGUGUUGUCAAAAAUGGACAUGCUGUUGAUGUGUAUUCGUGUGCUCUCGAUCAGACUGGUCUCCUAGAAAUGAAGAAUUUGUUCAACUCUUCUGGAGGACAUGUUGUUAUGGGAGAUUCGUUCAAUUCAUCACUCUUCAAACAGACUUAUCAAAGAAGUUUCGAUAAAGAUGCUGCUGGAAAUCUUAAAAUGGGAUUCAAUGCAACGAUGGAAGUGAAAGUUGGCGCGGGACUGAAAAUUGAGGGAGUUCUCGGAUGUUGCGCCAGUGGAAAUGUUCGGAAUGCGAAUGUCUCGGAUCAGGAGAUGGGAAUUGGUGGAACAUGUCAGUGGAAGUUUGGAGCCAUUUCGCCGAGAACUACUAUCGGAGUGGUGUUCGAAAUUGCCGCGCAACAUGGAUCCGCUAUUCCACAAGGAGGACGUGGAAUGGUACAAUUUGUAACCCAAUAUCAACAUGCCGACGGUCGAAAACGCAUCCGUGUCACCACUACAUGCCGCUCAUGGGCCGAUAUGGCUACUCAACAACCAAACAUUGCCUACGGAUUCGAUCAGGAAGCUGGCGCUGUCGCCGUCGCUCGUCUUGCAUCAUUCCGUGCGUCCAACGAGAACGACACUCCAGAAGCCCUACGCUGGUUAGAUAGAUCUCUGAUUCGCCUGUGCCAGAAGUUUGGAGAAUACUCGAAAGACGAUCCGAACAGUUUCCGCCUAUCCGACAAAUUCUCGUUAUUCCCACAAUUCAUGUUCCAUUUACGUCGUUCACAAUUCCUUCAAGUAUUCAAUAAUUCACCGGAUGAGACCGCCUACUAUCGACAUAUUUUGUUCUCGGAGAACGUGCUGGAGAGUACGACAAUGAUUCAGCCAGUGUUGUUCAGUUAUUCGUUCAACGGACCACCUGAGCCAGUGCUUCUUGAUACCUCAUCAAUCCUCCAAGAUCGUAUUCUUCUUAUGGAUGACUACUUCCAUGUGCUCAUCUAUCAUGGACAAACUAUUGCUCAAUGGAGGAAGCAGAAUUUCCAAGAGAAUCCACAGUAUGCCUCAUUCAAACAACUCCUGGAGGCACCCGUCGCAGAUGCCACGUCGAUUCUUCAAGAAAGAUUCCCCAUGCCGAGAUACAUUGUGACGGAACACGAGGGAUCACAAGCGCGUUUCUUGUUGUCUAAAGUGAACCCGUCGUUGACGCACAAUAAUCCAUAUGCUAAUGAAGCCGGUUCCGCUGUAUUCACUGAUGACGUGUCACUUCAAGUUUUCAUGGAACAUUUGAAAAAGCUCGCCUCGAGUUCGUCGACUUAA
This is a messenger RNA of Caenorhabditis remanei, 2427 nucleotides long. RefSeq lists its product as uncharacterized. Gene Ontology annotation, cellular component: COPII vesicle coat; endoplasmic reticulum exit site. Gene Ontology annotation, biological process: intracellular protein transport; COPII-coated vesicle budding; endoplasmic reticulum to Golgi vesicle-mediated transport. The record is from RefSeq and is a predicted model, not a curated record. NCBI's taxonomy places the organism in Eukaryota, Metazoa, Nematoda, Chromadorea, Rhabditida, Rhabditidae. Gene Ontology annotation, molecular function: zinc ion binding; GTPase activator activity. The coding region runs from base 1 to 2427 and encodes 808 amino acids. The transcript has 10 exons.